Messenger RNA from Manihot esculenta (cassava), 2761 nucleotides. Its product is annotated as DNA-(apurinic or apyrimidinic site) endonuclease. Lineage: Eukaryota; Viridiplantae; Streptophyta; Magnoliopsida; Malpighiales; Euphorbiaceae. The record is from RefSeq and is a predicted model, not a curated record. The coding region runs from base 1961 to 2350 and encodes 129 amino acids. The transcript is spliced from 3 exons.
AAAAUAAAUUUAUUUUGCCCUCUAAUUUUCCUUUCCAUCUUAUCGUCCCUCAAUCCCAAAAAAAACAUAAGACGGCAUAAGACAGGUUGUUGUGGGCCCAAAUUCAAUGUACAAUUGGUAACAUCUGCGAGAUUAGCUCGGUCUGCAAAAGAGCCCACGCUCUCUGGGAAACAAGGAGAUGGUGAAAAGAGGGAGAUGAUCUGCAGCAGAAGGGAACGAUGAGAGCAAGAAAGAGCUAUUGAAGUUUAUUGCAUGGAACACUAAGACAUAACUUGUCUUUUUCGAGUCAAGAACAAGUAGCCUGACUUCUCUAGGUUUGUUUCUAAUUAUGACCCUGAUGUCAUUUCCAUACAGGUACCUCCCAUUCUCUCACUGUCCCCCAUAUCCUUUGAUUUAUAAGAAUCCAAUUUGUUAUGCUGCUCAACUGGAAGUGGGUAUUUCAUGAUCGACCAUGAACAUAAGAUUUUGUGCUUAAUCGCAACUUCGUGAUGGGUAUUUAAUGUCGAAGCAAGUAAUGCGAUAGGAUGUUAGAUAGUAUCUAUUUCGGUUGUGCGCUUGAAUUUGCGACCUCACUUACCUGUUUGUUCAAUCCCUCCUCCCCCGGGCCUGCAUUUGAAAGAAAAAAGUAAUAUGAUUUUCUGUGAAGCACAAAGAAGGAAUUGAAACCAGGUCGACUGGGGAGUCAAAACACUAACCAGAGCAUGCACUUCCUGUUGCUGCUGCUUAUUUUAUAAUUUUUAGUUUUCCCUUUUUACUUAAUAUCAAGCUCGGAGGAAGGAGUAUAAGUGUGUCAAUUGAACUGCCUUUGAUAUACCGCAAUAUUUUUUUUAACAUGAAUGCAGUUUCUGCAUGUUGGAGACAAAUGGAACACAAGAUUUUGCGUGGUCCACGCUUACAGUUUAGUUGCUUGAGUUUCCUAAAAUUGAGUUGUUCUUAGAUACAAUAAGGAGCAUAGUCUAGUGUUGGCUUAAAGGGGAUUGUAACACAUUCUGACACCUUAACGCCUACUCUUUAAAGGUGAAAUUUUUUAAUAUCUCUUUUUUGUUUCUUGGUUUGAAAGGUUCCACAUGAUUCACACUCAGGUAACUGGGUCUGUAUCCAACAACUGGUUUUUCGUAGUGGUGAACUUUCAUUGCAAAGUGGAAUAAGUGUUCAUUCAUUCAGAUUGAGUCACUACAUGGGGCCGGGGUUGGCUAUGCUUGAGAAAUAAUCAUGAAACAUAAGUUUAUGUCCAAGAUACAGAGGAAUCAUGAUGAAUAAAUAACUUUUUCUUUAACGGAGUCAAGGAACUUUACAUUACAGGAUUUUAUUUUUCUCUGCUCUCUGCUGGGUCAUGGGUCUCCUUUUUUGGUUCAGGUAUGGUUUGUUUGUGAUCUUAAAACUCUUUACCGCACAAUGUUAUUCAUAUUUAUUAGCGUACAUUGUGUCACAUCAAUUCUAGUUGUCAGCUUAGUUAAUGUAGGUAAAUAUGUGAACUUCAUCUAAUAGCACAAUAAUGGUAGGAAGGACUGCUGCUAGCUCAAAGGGUGCGCCAAAAAUCCUAGAAGAGUUGAAAGAUGACAUGAUCUCUUCCUGUGAGGAAAAUAGGAAAUUUUGUUCUUAUUGUUGUGCAUGAGAUAAUUUUUGAAGAUCAUGACCUAUUGUGUGAAUUAAAAAUUCUUAACGCUAUUUUCAGAGAAGUGGUUUCGGAUUAAGGUUUAGUUGUUGUUCUUGUUGUAUAUUUGGAGAAGUGGUAAGUAGGAAAAAGGAAAAUAUUGAUGGAAAAUAAAGAGAAGAAAACAUAUCUCCCUCCAUUGUUUAGAUGGAACAACAGAACAGAAUAAGUCGUGGAAAGCUUUUGACGUUACAAGUUUGACUUUUUCUUUUAAGAUAAACUAUUAUUAAUAGAAGGCAAAUAAAACUCAAAUUAAAAUUCCAUGCAACUAAUUUGUUUAUAACAUAUCAUAAUUUUCAUCAAAUCAUGCAGAUAUUGAUGCGUGCUUCUUCCGGUCCCCAUUUGGAAAUUAUUGCUUUUGGUAGUCCUUUGCAGAAUCAAAGUCUGCAGGGACUGCAUUGUUAUCUGUUAGUGAAGAAGUGUCUUCAACCAAUAAAAAUUUUCAUCGGAGGUGACAAUCACUUUACUAGCUUCAAACAUGAGCCAGAUGGCUGGGUUAUUUUAGCUGAAUUUGAGACACUCUGUUUAUUGAAUACAUAUGCACCAAACCAUGGCUGGAAAGAGGAGGAGAACUCAUUUCAAAGGAGAAGAAAAUGGCACAGAAGGAUGCUAAAGUUUGUUGUGCAAUUAUCAGAUGAGCCUCUUAUAUGGUGUGGUGAUCUUAUGGUAGGUAUCAAGGGAAAGGAUGGAAAUUGAUUAUUCCAUGGUUCUCAAAGAUAGGAUUAUUUCAUGCAAGGUGCAUGGGCAAGGAAUUGAAUUACAAGGUUCUUCUUUUUUCCCUUUUCCCUUGUGCCGUGCUAAUUCUUUAUACUGGGGAAUAGAGGUUAGGGAACCCUUUUAUCUUCCAUUUAAUGAAUUGAGCAAAUGAGGCCUUGAUAUAGUGUCAGAAGACUGAAGGCUAUGGCACUAGGAACCAAGCUGUAUACUUUCGACCUUAAACUCCUCUAUCUGGUAACGAGAAAAGUCCAAAUUAAUGAAUUGAAAACAGAAUAGCACAGCGAGGGGAAUCUUCCAUCUAUUCUCCAUUGUUCUUAAACUUUGUAAUGACUUGUGGUUCAUAUUAUUUUCCUGAUCUUAAAACACUUGAAAGGAUGUAGUUCGUGUUAA